Salvia hispanica is the source of this 1312-nucleotide messenger RNA. It is a transcript of the gene DTA4, whose product is annotated as downstream target of AGL15-4. The record is from RefSeq and is a predicted model, not a curated record. Lineage: Eukaryota; Viridiplantae; Streptophyta; Magnoliopsida; Lamiales; Lamiaceae.
AAUGUAGCUCAAAAUCCAAACAUCCCAUCAUUGCUGCCUCCUUUCCUCUUUUAAUUUUCCAUCUUUAUUACACACCAAAUCUUUCAUCCCAAAUAAAUCUAGAUCAAUACUCUCUACAAAAAAAAAAAAAAAAAAUGGCAGCAACGCCGGAGCCGCUGCAGCGGAUCAACGCCGUGGAUUUCCGAGCUCCUCCGCCCUCUCCGGUGGCGCCGGGAAGGCAGUCGCCCUUCGCAAACGACGACGUUUUGACCGAAUACCUACAGCAGUCUCUCAGAGUCCCCGACCUGGUUCUUCCGGACCGGGCUUUCCCCCGCCAGAAAUCGGCCCAAAACCCGCCAAGACUCGAUUUUGAGAAGCUGGGCUCGAUUGAAACCGAAAUGGGAUUCAGAAUCUGUGAUCUGAUCGCGCAGAUUGGGUGUUUGGAAGUGAUCAACCAUGGGAUUUCGCCGGAUUUGAUGGGGCUGGUCUUGUUUCUGGCCGGCGGGAUGUUUCAGAUUCCGCCGGAGAGGAAGAAGAAGGCGGCGAGGUCGCCGGAGAGGCGAUACGGGUUCGAGGAGAUCCACGGCGAGGAGGAGAUGAGAGAUCAGGGUGAAGAAUUUUUGUGGUGCGAUGAAGAAGCUAUGAAACUGGAAAUGGAGGGAAUUUGGCCGUUUGGAUUUUCAAAUUUUAGCCAAGAAAUGAGGAAGCUAUCGAAGCAAAUGGAAGAAGUGGGUAGAAGAGUUAUGCUUUUUCUGCAGCAACAUAGUUCGAAGAAGUUAUUGCCGGAAAAUGGGUGGCCGGAAGAGCAAGAACUCGCCGGAAAAGUAUGCUAUAUACAGAAACAUGGCCAGAAAAUGGGCGGCGAGCAAUCGGAGAAUUCAUUGAGAUAUGAUGUGAUAAGAAUGCUGAUAAAGGGCUCUGAAUUUUCUCAUGCUUUGAGUUUGCAUGUGUGGAGUGGAACUACUGAUUUCCAUGUUUACUCCAAGAAAGGUUGGGUUUCAUUUUCUCCGGCUAGAAAUUCGAUCGUCGUCACCGUUGGAGAUAAAUUGCAGGGGUGGAGUGGAGGACAAUACAAGCAUGUUAUAGGAAGGCCAUUCUUCAAAGGUGAAAAUGAAAAGUCCAAUAUUUCAAUGGCAUUUCUAUAUUCACCUCCAAAAUUCAUAAACUCAAUCAAAGAGGAUGAGGAUUUUACCAUUUCUAUCUCCCAACAAUUCAUUUUGUGUGUAUUACUAAUUCUUAUUUACCGAUUUUUAAUUUCUAUUUAUCACCUUUUUAUAUAGAAAUUCAAAUACUAAUGGGCCCCUGAGUCCAUAAAGAGUGGGCCAUUUUUAAA